Molecule: messenger RNA, 381 nt
Organism: Caenorhabditis remanei
Lineage: Eukaryota; Metazoa; Nematoda; Chromadorea; Rhabditida; Rhabditidae
Exons: 4
Coding region: 1-381 (126 amino acids)
Molecular function (GO): calcium ion binding
Source: RefSeq, a predicted model, not a curated record
AUGCGUACACUUUUUUUCAUUUCUAUUGUAUUUUUUACUGUUUUUGUUUCUGUAACAAGUGGAGCAACAUUCGCAGAGGAGAAAGAUGUUCACGAUGAAGGACAUAUUAAGCAACAUUUGGAGAACAAGAUAGAAGUAGAGAAACUGACAGAAGAGCAACAAAGAUUCCAUUAUUUCUCGAUGCACGAUUUGAAUAAGGACAAUUAUAUUGAUGGAAUCGAGAUUCUGAAGGCACUUACUCAUGAUCACGGGGAGCAUCCAACAGCAGGACCAUCUACUGAUGAAGGAGAAGCAGAGAGACUUGUAGAUGCUGUGUUAGAUGAUUUGGAUUCUAACGGAGAUGGAGUUAUUGAUUAUUCUGAAUACUUGAGACGACAGUAA